AUGUCGCGCCCAACGUGGUCACACGGCGGCCGCAUCCUCUUCAAUGCGUCCCGCGUCUACUAUGUGCCGGAUAAGCCGUGUCUUCCACCGCUUCGAUGGAUGCCGGAGCGGCAGCGGUUUGAGUAUCUGAGCAAGGAAAUCGAAGAGGACGUCUCGUUGCGGGCGUCGCUGGCGGAGCUUGCCGAGGCAUGCUCGCAGGUAUACCAGCUACAGCCGCUCCAGCAGCAGUUGCCAGCUGCGUCUCUGAACGGAUACUUGCCUUGCGAGGCGCUCUACGGCGUCCUGCCCCUCGGCGCGGCAAGCAACUCUGCCCUGCUUUACGUCACAGAAAAGGAGUACGUGUGCACGCUGUGCGUGGGGGGCGCGGAGCACGACGUGUUCGCCGUGCGAGGACUGCAGUGGCUUUUUUUGCCGUGCGCCACGUCAGCCUUGUCAGGAAGGCGACAGAGUGGCCAGCGUCAGCGGCAUCACCGUGGCAGUCUGCGAAGUGGUAACCGCAACGAUGGCAGCGAUGGUGAGAAGCUAGAUGGCGCAGAUGGUGACGCUGGAAGCGACGUGUAUGGACAGCACCUCCGUAACUCCCUGAACGGCGACUCCACGAGCGAGACAGAUGAAGACGACGACGACGCUGAGAACGGGUCGUCCGUGAUGCAGCGCUUGCCCACAAAGACGCUGAACGACUAUCUUGCCGUGCUGAACCGCUUUUGCGAGUCAGUCAACAUCGAGGACGGAGGUCAGCGCGCCAGUGCGGCGGCAGCAGCUGCCGCCGCUAAUGCACACACAGAUGACGAGGUGCAAGAGAGUGCUUCGCAGCUGCCUGGCAUUGUUGGCCCCGCCAGCCGCUUUUCGUACUUGUAUUACUCGCCGACGCUGGACCUCAGCACCGAUCCCGCACACCUCUUGGAUCUAAUCACUCACAGCGCGCAUCCGCACGUCAACGACGGUGCGACAUCGACUGGUGGUGGUGCUGUGAGUGACACCACAAACGGCUCGUUGUCGUCGAAUACUAAUCGGGAGAGCAGCGGCACGACAACCGAGUUCUCCGAUCAACCGCGCCUCUCCAAACGCGCGCUGCAAAGCGCGGCGAACCAUUUGUGGGAGGAGAGGCGCGCGGCCGCCCUCACACGCCAGCUGUACCAGUGGAAUGGACCACUUAUCGGUGACGCCUUUGCCGUGCCGACCCUGGCGGCGCUAAGGGAAGAGCACGUGAGGGGGCGUGCGGAGGCGAGCAGAGAGCCGUGGAGGUGCGUCUGCGCAGAUGAACUGCUACGUGACGAGCUGGCGCAGUACCAGCAACGCGGCGGUCACGGUGGCGGUGCCGUCUCUUUACCUGCCAGCACGAUGCCUGCAACACCUUUCUCGUCGUUGCCUCUGUACGUGCCUUCGUACAUUCGUGGCCUUGUCGCCCAGACAGUGGCGUCCCCAUCCGUGCGCAUGACCUUGGUGACUCGCAUGUGCUGCCGCUGGGCCGGGACGCGGUACAACCGGCGCGGCCUCGAGCCGGGACACAGCGGCGUCGUAGCGAAUAUGGCGAUGACGUCCCUUUGGGUGACACCGCAGUCAGCGACGAGUGCCACUCCUUCAACGGAGAAGGGCGACGCCACCUCAGGUGCGAGAAGGUUUGCUGUGUACAGCAUACUUCGCGGCUCCGUCCCGCGGCGAUGGGAGCAGCCCGCGAACCUCUCGCUGAAACCAACCAUCAAGAUCUCCCCGGCCGGCAAUGCUGCCGAGGAACUUGGUCGCCAUGUGAGACUUCUGAAGCAGUGCCUGCCGCCGUUGCGUGCUCUCUACUGCCUAGACACCAUGUCUACCUCCGAGUUAGAGGAGCCGCUCUCUGACGCCUUCGCCACCGCUGUCCGUCGCUACAACGAGGACCCGCCGAGUCCCUUCACGUCCGCCAAGAGUGGCAUGUAUCUUUCCACGUCAAGCGUAGGAGCGACGGCAGAAGAGAAGGAUGGCGCAGCUGCCGCUGUGACGGGAGGCAAUGGAGAAGAUUCGGCCAGCGCAUCGAACAUGCCGACUCGUGACCCCAUGGUGACACUGGUGAAGUACAACGUGAAGAGGGCUCUGAAAACGCUGUCGUACGUCGGCAUGAUGCGCGAAUGCAUUGCCAAGCUGGACCGUGAAUCUGGCGGGGGCACGUGGUUGGAUUUCACUAAAGGCGAGGCACACGCUCCCUGCGCUGGAGAUGACAGGGCUGCCAUGGGAGGAGGGGAGUUGACUGUGCAGAACAACAGCAGCCUGAUAGGCACGGAGGGAGAUGCUGAACACAGGGACGCUGCACCGCGACUCUCGCUGGCCCAUGUGCAGUCAAGGCUCGUGCGGGUGAACUGCCUAGACUGCCUGGACCGCACCAACCUGGUGCAGAGCUUUCUGUGCUGUGCAGCGCUGCCACAGAUGAUCGAAUACGUAGAAGGGAGAUCGCAAGAGCGGGUCCAGCCGUCGAUAUCUGCGGUGCGCUUAUCACGGAGUGAUGGCGACUUUGCACAAGCGUUCAGCCGUCUUCGCCUGCUGCUCGCUGCGCAAGGGAUGGCCGUCGCGCAGCUCUACGCCGGCACGAAGCCGCACUUUUUUCCCUACAUGCUUAGUGGGCAUUAUCAUUGGUCGCAUAAGGCGGAGGAGGGUGUGUUGGCGCUACGCCGGUGGUGCCAACAGAACUUCUUUGACGGCGGGAAGCAGGAUGGAGUGUCGCUCGUGACACGGCAGCACGAUCCACAGGUGUUCAAUGCCGAUAUCGAGAGCCCCUUCUCCCGCGAUCUCAGCGGGAUGAAUCACCAGGUGCUCUUCGGCGUCCUGCUUGGCGUGCUGCCGUUCUUGUACAGUCUCCUCAUGUGCGUGAGCGAAAGAGGGGGCUUCUCCUCUUUUGUCUUUCAGCUGCACUUUGGUAUUUGCAUCUGCUGGAUGGCCUACCUCUCUGUGCUGUACAACAAGCUCAUGCGGUAUCGCGUCACAUACACGAAUCGCCCGCUCCUGCUAUACACGCGCCAGGCAGAUUGGUGCUGA
Leishmania mexicana MHOM/GT/2001/U1103 is the source of this 3003-nucleotide messenger RNA. RefSeq lists its product as hypothetical. Gene Ontology annotation, molecular function: phosphatidylinositol-4-phosphate phosphatase activity. Gene Ontology annotation, cellular component: endoplasmic reticulum. NCBI's taxonomy places the organism in Eukaryota, Euglenozoa, Kinetoplastea, Trypanosomatida, Trypanosomatidae. The record is from RefSeq and is a predicted model, not a curated record. Bases 1 to 3003 code for a protein of 1000 amino acids. The transcript has a single exon. Gene Ontology annotation, biological process: phosphatidylinositol dephosphorylation.